Messenger RNA from Morus notabilis, 1065 nucleotides. RefSeq names its product protein arginine N-methyltransferase 2. Lineage: Eukaryota; Viridiplantae; Streptophyta; Magnoliopsida; Rosales; Moraceae. The transcript is spliced from 3 exons. Bases 47 to 1030 code for a protein of 327 amino acids. The record is from RefSeq and is a predicted model, not a curated record. Gene Ontology annotation, cellular component: cytoplasm; nucleus. Gene Ontology annotation, molecular function: protein-arginine N-methyltransferase activity; protein binding.
UCCCACUUUCACUGUUAGCAAAUCAAAGCACCAAGCUUGCACAAACAUGGACGUUGGCGACCAACUAUGCGAGGCGGCGAAGAACGGCGACGCCGGAAAAGUGAAAGCUUUAAUCGAGUCCGGCGCUGACGUUUCGCACUUCGAUGGCGAAGGCCUCACUCCGCUCAUGCACGCCGCCAAGCACGGCCACGCCGACGUCGUCAAGAAGCUUCUCGAAGCUGGUGCUCCCUGGAACGCCCUCUCUCCUUCCAAUCUCUCCGCCGGAGAUUUCGCCAUGGACGCCGGCCACCAGGAGGCCUUCGAUAUCCUUCUCAACGCCGGGAUUCAAGCUGAGUUGGUAUUGGGAACCAUUGCAAGGAAAGAUAAUAAGAUAGGUGAUUGCAAUGGGGAUUACUUGGAGGAUAGGGUUAGCUUCAGUGAGGAUAAGCUUAUGGACGCAGAGAGCAAGGCUGUUAUGAUGGCUUGGGAGAAACCGUUGAUGGAGGCUCAUGCUAAAGCUGUUUGCUCAGGAGGCGGUCACAUACUCAACAUUGGAUUUGGAAUGGGACUUGUGGAUACAGCCAUUCAGCAAUAUGCACCGGCUUCACACACCAUUGUCGAGGCUCAUCCGGAGGUUUACGAACGUAUGAUUCGAACCGGUUGGGCAGAGAAGGAUAAUGUGAAGAUAAUAUUUGGCCGUUGGCAAGACGUACUACCGCAACUUGAGUUGUAUGACGGUAUUUUCUUUGACACCUAUGGUGAGUAUUAUGAGGACCUAAGGGAGUUCCAUCAAUAUCUUCCUGCGCUGCUGAAACCUGAGGGAAUCUACUCAUUUUUCAAUGGCCUUUGUGGUGGUAAUCCUUUCUUUCAUGUUGUUUACUGUCAGUUAGUGUCCCUCGAACUCGAGAAUUUAGGGUACUCGACUCAAUUAAUCCCCCUGCCUGUCAAGAAUUGUUUGGGAGAAGAAGUUUGGGAAGGCGUGAAACACAAAUAUUGGCAACUUGAUACAUAUUACCUCCCCGUUUGUCAGUCUAUACAGGAUUCUGAGUGAUAAUUCAGCUUUUAAUUACUUUUCGUUUGUUCGUU